AACGAAAUUGAAGCACAUGAUGUUGAUCCAUCCCUCCAUUACUAUCAUCCAUUGCAUUUACACCAUCACCCCCUUUCCACUCUACAGUUUCUCCACUUUCAACCCUCUCUUUCUCUCUCUAUAUAAACCCCACCCAUUCCCAACCAUCUUCACCCAAUAACUUAAACAAUCAUGGGUUCAUUUCCUCACAUAGUGGAAGACUGCUUGGGAGUCCUCCAAGUGUUGAGUGAUGGCACCGUUUUCAGAUCCAAAACCAUACAAUUCAACAUGCCUGUCAUCCGCGAUCAGAACUCUGUGGACUUCAAAGACGCCAUGUUUGACAAAACCCAUAAUCUCCAUCUUCGAAUUUACAAGCCCGCAUCAGCCUCUAAUUUUCCACCCAACGGUUGUCCUCGUAAGCUCCCCAUCGUCGUUUUCAUUCAUGGUGGUGGUUUUUGUCUAGGUUCUCGUACGUGGCCUACCUGUCAUAAUUCUUGCCUACGCUUCGCGUCCGGACUCAACGCUGUAGUCAUUGCGCCGGACUACAGGUUGGCCCCGGAGCAUAGGCUGCCGGCAGCAAUGGAUGACGCAGCCAGUGCCAUGAGGUGGUUGCAAAGUCAAGCUUUGAGAGAAAAUGGGGUUAGUGAUGCAUGGUUGAACAGUGGCGAGGUUGACUUUGACCAGGUUUUUGUCUUGGGUGACUCGUCAGGUGGCAAUAUUGCACACCAUUUGGCAGUUAGGUUGGGUGCUGGUUCGACCGAGCUGGCUCCGGUUCGCGUACGAGGUUAUGUGCUGUUGGCACCAUUUUUUGGUGGGGUGGUGAGGACAAGGUCAGAGUCGGGGCCUAGCGAAGCUUUGUUGAAUCUUGAUAUACUUGACAGGUUUUGGAGGCUAUCAAUGCCUGUAGGAGAGACAAGAGACCACCCAUUAGUGAAUCCAUUUGGGCCCUGGAGCCCUAGUCUGGAAGCAGUGAAACUUGACCCUAUCUUGGUCAUCGUGGGCGGCAGUGAGUUGUUGAAAGACAGGGCUGAGGAUUACGCCACCAGAUUAAAAGACAUGGGCAAGAAAAUUGAGUACGUCGAGUUCCAUGGCAAAGAACAUGGUUAUUUCAAUUAUCAUCCAUAUUCUGAUGCUGCAAUUCAAACUCUACAACUUAUCAAUACAUUUAUGUCUGCCAACUCAGUUUGAUAUGUAUAAAUAUGUUAAAAACACAAUUUUAAAGUUAUUUAGUUAUGUAGCUAUUUUGGAUUUAGAUUUUUCUUUAUUUUUCGGCUGGCAUUUCUUGAAAUUAGAUUACUAGAAAUAUUUCAUGUAUGUCGAAA
This is a messenger RNA of Gossypium arboreum, 1301 nucleotides long. RefSeq names its product probable carboxylesterase 15. Bases 172 to 1167 code for a protein of 331 amino acids. The record is from RefSeq and is a predicted model, not a curated record. Gene Ontology annotation, molecular function: hydrolase activity. The transcript is spliced from 2 exons. NCBI's taxonomy places the organism in Eukaryota, Viridiplantae, Streptophyta, Magnoliopsida, Malvales, Malvaceae.